Esox lucius (northern pike) is the source of this 8698-nucleotide messenger RNA. RefSeq names its product voltage-dependent T-type calcium channel subunit alpha-1I. Lineage: Eukaryota; Metazoa; Chordata; Actinopteri; Esociformes; Esocidae. Gene Ontology annotation, biological process: sodium ion transmembrane transport; calcium ion transmembrane transport; neuronal action potential. Gene Ontology annotation, cellular component: voltage-gated sodium channel complex; voltage-gated calcium channel complex; plasma membrane. The coding region runs from base 14 to 6439 and encodes 2141 amino acids. The transcript has 39 exons. The record is from RefSeq and is a predicted model, not a curated record. Gene Ontology annotation, molecular function: low voltage-gated calcium channel activity; voltage-gated sodium channel activity.
GCGCUGCAGUAUAAUGGUGAUACUGCUGAACUGUGUGACCCUGGGCAUGUACCAGCCCUGUGAGUGUAAAAACUGCUCUACGGACCGCUGUCAGCUACUGGAGACCUUCGAUGGGUUCAUCUUUGUCUUCUUUGCGGUGGAGAUGGUGGUGAAGAUGUUGGCUCUCGGAAUCUUCGGCCGCCGCUGUUACCUUGGCGACACGUGGAACCGUCUGGAUUUCCUAAUCGUCAUGGCAGGGAUGUUGGAGUACUCGAUGGACCAACAGGACAUCAACCUCACGGCCAUUAGGACAGUCCGAGUCCUGAGACCCCUCAAAGCCAUCAACAGAGUACCCAGUAUGCGUAUCCUGGUCAAUCUUCUCCUGGACACCCUGCCCAUGCUGGGAAAUGUCUUGCUCAUUUGCUUCUUCGUCUUCUUCAUCUUCGGCAUUAUUGGAGUACAGCUGUGGGCGGGGAAGCUGAGGAACCGCUGCUACCCUGAGGAGAAUUUCACCCUUACUUCAGGCAUCACCCUGCCUCACACCUACUACAUGGUUGACACUGAAGAUGAGCGGCCCUUCGUCUGCUCCCUCUCCCAAGAUGGAGGUAACUUGAAGUGCGCCAACAUCCCUGCCCGUCGGCAAGGAAACAACACCUGCUGCCUGAACAAGGACAACGUGACACAACUGAGCGGGUUGUCAAAUGGGUCCGGACUUUGCGUCAACUGGAACCAGUACUACACGCGCUGUCUCACCGGGGACAAGAACCCACACAAAGACGCCAUCAGCUUUGAUAACAUCGCCAGGGCUUGGAUUGUCAUCUUCCAGGUGAUAACUCUGGAGGGUUGGGUGGAGAUCAUGUACUACGUGAUGAAUGCUCACUGCUUUUAUAACUUCAUCUACUUUAUACUGCUCAUCAUUAUUGGCUCCUUCUUCAUGAUCAACCUGUGCCUGGUGGUGGUGGCCUCCCAGUUCAGUGAGACCAAGCAGCGAGAGCACCAGCUGAUGGAGGAGCAGAGGGCCCAAGCAAACUCCUGCUCCACCCUGGAUGGCCUGACCGAGCCCUCGGCCAGCUGCUACGAGUCUGUUUUCCAACUGGUCCUCCACGUCCUCCGCAAAGCCUGCAGGAUCUCCAAGGCCCUUUUUAACCGCCUGUUGGGGAGGACCAAGGAGGUGCCAGGACCGGUGAGAAGAGGGGAGAGGGCUAACAUGAAUGGAGGCGGAAAAGGAGAAGGAGGAGAGAGGAGAGGGCCACACCCGCAGGCGGUCCCCUGUCCUCACCACUCCAAGCCAGGCCACGCCCCCUCUGGCGACCCCUUGACCCUCCCUGUCUCCCACAACACCAGUGGCUGCCCUGGUUGCGUCGGGGCUCUGUCAGGCAGCGACGGGGCGGGACCCGAGGGCGGCCUCGCGGUGGAGGUGGCUACUCACGAGGCAGGAGGAGAGGACAGCCAACACGGUGCCGGGAUGGACGACGGGAAUGACGAUGCCGCAGCUAAGGACUCUGGGGGAUGUAGGCGAGGCUGUGGAAAGUUGUGGCACGAGAUGAGGUCCAAGCUGUGUGGGAUCGCGAAUAGCAAGUACUUCAAUAGGGGAAUUCUGAUCGCCAUCCUCAUCAACAGCAUCAGUAUGGGAAUUGAACAUCACAAUCAGCCAGAUGAACUGACCAACAUCCUAGAAAUCUGUAACAUAGUUUUCACCAGCAUGUUUGCGUUGGAGAUGAUUCUGAAGAUAACGGCAUUCGGGUGCCUGAUGUACCUGAAGUUCCCGUACAACGUGCUUGACGGCAUCAUCGUCAUCAUCAGUGUGUGGGAGAUCGUGGUCCAGCGCGACGGGGGCCUGUCCGUGUUGCGGACCUUCCGGCUGCUGCGUGUGGCCAAGCUGAUCCGCUUCAUGCCGGCCCUGAGGAGACAGCUGGUGGUGCUGAUGAAGACUGUGGACAGCGUGGCCACCUUCUGUAUGCUGCUGAUGCUCUUCAUCUUCACAUUCAGUAUCCUGGGGAUGCAUAUAUUUGGCUGUAAGUUCACCCAGAGGACCGAGACAGGAGACACAGUCACAGACCGGAAGAACUUUGACUCUCUACUCUGGGCCAUCGUCACUGUGUUUCAGAUCCUGACCCAGGAGGACUGGAACGUGGUUCUGUAUAACGGCAUGGCUGCCACGACCCCCGCGGUCGCGCUCUACUUCGUGGCUCUCAUGACUUUCGGUAACUACGUCCUCUUCAACCUGCUGGUGGCCAUCUUGGUGGAGGGCUAUCAGGCUGAGGGAGAUGCAAAUCGCUCCUUCUCGGAUGAAGACAGCUCCCACUCUAAUGUUGACGGGAGUGAGAAGCUUGAUGAUUGUCUGAAGUUGUCUGAGGAGAAGACCGCUCCCGACCACCUGGAGUUGACCCAGCUGACCCCUAUGAUAACCCCCAGUGGGUCGUUUUCCCUGGGGUCACGCAAGAGCAGCAUGAUGAGUCUGGGCCAGGAGCAGAGGAGAUCCUUUUCUCUGCGCCACGGCCGCAGUUCCGUGUACCACAAUUGGGGGCGCCCUCCACUUCAGGGUGCUUGGAGUCGCAGGUCCAGCUGGAACAGUGUGGGUCAUCCCUCCCAGCGUCUGGGCCGUGUGGACGGGGCGGUACUGGGAGGAAGCCUCCGCGCCCGGAGACCCCGCCCCCACUCCCCUUACCUUGAUGAGUGCGAGUCCCUCUUAACCCGUCGUGGAAAAGCCUCCCUUCUCCUCUCCCCGGACUACCUCUCCCGCCGUGCUCUCUCCCUGGAGCUCCCCGACACUCUCCAGGUCCCCGGGGGAGAUCCGGCUAGCCCCGAGCCCAGGAAGAGGAGCGUUUCCGGUGGGGGGAGCGGCGGUGUGGGAGCAAAGCGUCAUGACUGUAACGGGAAGAUGCCCGUUCCUGUUUCCCAGGAGGCCCUGUCCCUGGCAGAGGUCUUCCCCCAGCUCAACAUCGCCAAGGACAGACCAGACCUCGAUGAAGAUACUGUGUGUUUCCGUAUCCGUACGGUGUUGGAGGUUUACCGGCCUGCCUGCUGUGAGAGGAGGAAGGACUGGAGUAUCUACCUCUUCUCACCACGGAAUGAGUUCAGACUGUUGUGCCAGUCAAUCAUUACCCACAAGCUUUUUGACUACGUCAUAUUAGUCUUCAUCUUUCUCAACUGCAUCACCGUGGCGGUGGAGAGACCUAAUAUAGUGCAAGACAGCUGGGAACGACUUGUCCUCAGCAUCUCCAAUUAUGCCUUCACAGCCAUUUUUGUAGCCGAGAUGACUAUCAAGGUGGUCUCUCAGGGUCUGUACCUGGGUGAGACGGCCUAUCUGAGGAGCAGCUGGAAUAUUCUGGAUGGUUUCCUGGUCUUCAUCUCAUUGAUUGACAUCAUGGUAUCCAUGGUAGCCGAGGCUAAGAUCCUGGGGGUGCUGAGGGUGCUCAGACUGCUCAGGACACUACGCCCCCUCAGGGUGAUAAGUAGAUUUCCAGGGCUGAGGUUGGUGGUAGAGACUCUCAUCACUUCUUUGAAGCCCAUAGGAAAUAUCGUCCUCAUCUGCUGUGCCUUCUUUCUCAUCUUUGGCAUUCUUGGCGUGCAGUUUUUCAAGGGGAAGUUCUACCACUGUGUGGGCAAGAAUGUGAAGAACAUCACCAGCAAGUCCGACUGUAUCCAGGCCAAUUACCAGUGGAACAAUCAAAAAUACAACUUUGACAAUCUGGGAAAGGCUCUGAUGUCUCUGUUUGUGGUGGCGUCCAAGGAUGGUUGGGUGGACAUCAUGUACCAGGGCCUGGAUGCAGUGGGGAUAGACAAGCAGCCGAUCAUCAACCACAGACCGUCCAUGCUGCUCUACUUCAUCUCCUUCCUCCUCAUCGUCAGUUUCUUCGUCCUCAACAUGUUUGUCGGCGUGGUGGUCGAGAACUUUCAGAAAUGCAGACAGAACCAGGAGGCAGAGGAGGCCAAGAGGAUGGAGGAGAAACGACAGAGACGCUUGGAGAAGAAGAGGAGGAAGGCUCAGAAGAUCCCCUACUACGUCAGCUACAGCAACGGCCGUCGGUUGAUCCACAGCCUGUGCACGAGCCACCACCUGGACCUCUUCAUCACCUUCAUCAUCUGCGUCAACGUCAUCACCAUGUCCGCAGAGCACUACAAACCACCCCAGUCUCUGGUGACGGCUCUGAAGUACUGUAAUUAUUUCUUCACGGCCACCUUUGUGGUUGAAGCUCUUCUGAAGCUCAUCGCCUUCGGCUUCCAACGCUUCUUCAAGGACAGGUGGAAUCUGCUGGACCUGUUCAUAGUGGUGUUUUCGGUGGUGGGCAUCGUCCUGGAGGAGAUGCACCACAACAACUUUCUACCCAUCAACCCCACUAUAAUCCGAAUCAUGAGAGUACUGCGCAUAGCAAGAGUGCUGAAGCUGUUGAAGAUUGCUGAGGGGAUGAGGGCUCUUCUGCAUACGGUGGUACAGGCACUGCCUCAGGUGGGAAACCUGGGCCUGCUGUUUGUGUUGCUGUUCUUCAUCUACGCUGCCCUGGGGGUGGAGUUGUUCGGAAAGAUGGUCUUUAACGCUGAGCACCAGUGUGAGGGCAUGGGUCCACACGCUUCGUUUAAGCACUUUGGCAUGGCAUUACUGACCCUCUUUCAGGUCUCCACCGGAGACAACUGGAACAGCAUUAUGAAGGACACCCUGAACGACUGCCCUUCGGGCCUCAGUGAUUACCAUUGCCAGCCCGGCUUCCAGUUCAUCUACACCAUCUACUUUGUCUCCUUUGUCCUCACCGCUCAGUUUGUGCUCAUGAACGUAGUGGUGGCUGUGCUCAUGAAGCACUUGGAUGACUCCAACAAGGUGGCCCUGGAGAAUGCUGAGAUGGAUGCGGAGAUUGAGUUGGAGCUGGCCCGGGGACAACUCCAACUGGCAAGCUGCUGCAUGGGACGCCUGGCCAUGGGGGUGGUCGUGGCCGGAAUCGGACCGUCCUCCGGAGAUGGGGGGGAAGAUGGAAGGGCCAGGGGUGGCCAGGAGGGGGUGACCGGAGCCCCAGAAGAUUACAGAGAAGACGCUCCAUCCAGUGGAGGUGGACAUGAAGAACACAGGCGACAUCACAAAGGGAGUCUCCACUCUCCUGCCCUGGAGAACCAGUGGUUGGACAGUGUGUCCUUGUUGAUGAAGGACUCGUUUGAAGGAGAGAUGCUGAUGAUAGAUAACCUCUCUGGCUCGGUUUUCCACCACUACUGCUCUUCCACUGCACCGGUCUGCAAUCGCUGCAAGGCACACCUGCAGGAGAUCCAAUUGGCUGAGGCAGAGCAGGCCUCUCUGAUGUCAGAUGAGCAGAUGUCUGACAGAUCCUCUUCACUGGCCCUCCCCGAUGACCUCAGUCUCCAUGACCACAGUGUCUGCCAACUCAUGAUCAAGGAAAGAAAGGAGGGAAAAGGGAGCAGUUUUGAGGAUUUGACGGGCCUCCAGUCCGGGUGUGGAGGGUGUGCCUGGCAUGGUGGGUCCCUGUUCCCCAGCAGAGGGCCUGAGGACAGGGUAGAAGGCCUGCUGGAGGUGGGUGUCCACCCCCAGUACCAGAGCCAGUCCCCUCGGUUCCUCUACCACUUGCCAGCCCACAGCAGAGCGGACGGCGUCCAGAGUGGCGGCAGCGAUAGAGGUGUCCCGUGCAACAAGGGCUCCACCUCCCCUCCUCUAUUCCAUCUCCCAGCGGAGUUCUUCCACCCCGCCACGACUGUCCCAACAUCCAGCCCCGGACCAGGGGGAGACCCUGGGGGGAGACGGGCAUCCAGGCUCCCCACCCCAGCCUCCUGGGUCUCUCUACGCUCCCCAGGGGCCAAAGGCAGAGCCCCGGGCACUCGGCGGCCAUCCCACAGCGACUCGUCCCUGGCCACGGGGAGCUCCGAGGGCAGUCUACAGACCACCAUGGAGGAAGGACUGAGUCUCAGUGUCUCCCCUCCGCGACUUCCCCUGGCCCUGCCUCUCCUAUGCCCUCUACUAGACCCGAGAGAAACCCUACAAACCCCAAGACCACUGGGUCGCCCCUCGACGAGAGGGCGCAGUACCGCAUUUAACCUCCAAGCCACUAGAGGACACCAGAGGAGCCAGAGCAGCUGUGGCGGCAGUUCCAGUCCUGGAUGCCCACGGCAAGACUCCAUGGAACCAUCAGAUGACGAUUGCGGGAUCGGAACGGGAGGAGAAGGAUGCAGUCAGGCGUUUAACAGCGAACAGUUUUCGGAGACGCUUAGUAGCUUAUCCCUCAUGUCACUGCUGUCGCCAAGCUCUCUAGCGCCGCCGCUGGUGCAAAAGUGCAAUAGCACAGGUAGUCUGGCCAACUUGUCUGUCAGGAGUAAAGACGGGCGCCAGUACUACAGGAUCGACGCUCAAGGCUACCUCCCCAACCCUUGGACUGAGGAGACAGAAAGAGAGGACGGGAAGACAGGGUUUGGAGUAACAAGUAUGGGCCAGUCGAUGGGCGCUGGCUCGAGGAAAAACAGAUGAAAGUAUUCUCUGUCAGUUGGAAUGUUAUUGUUUUCUCAUUCUCUCCAGGAACGGAGAGACGUUUCACAUCCGCCCCAACAAACUCCUCUCUCCUCUCUUACUUCGUCAUCGGCGAAGUAUCCAUGUUCUCAUGUUCCCAUGACGACUACGCUGAAGCAGUGGUUCACAUUUCACGCGGAUUACAAUGACUUCGUACGACUAAUGGAAUUUCAUUAAAGCGCAGAGUCUGAGACGUGGACCUGUGUUCACUCUUUGGAAAUGCCAGAGAUAAUGACAGAAAUGCUGUACCGAUGUUUUGUUUAGCCUUGGGGGACAUGUUAGUUCUACACUGGGCAGAGUCACCCUCAUCUAUACAGAAGAUAAAGAACUGUUGGAGCAAUGUCUUCCCCUGAGGGAAACCAUUGGAUUCUCCGUGGUAAAACAUUCUAGCCUUGCCUAGAGGUUAAGUUCUUGUGCUCGACAACAGGGCUAGCAUAGUUUAGCAUCUAUUGCUAGGCCAACGCUUGUGCCCUCUUGCAAAAAAAAAAAAGGUGUUUAUAAUGAAGAUAGGCAGAUUGUUGUAGGAGUCCUUUCGUUGAGACUGUACAGAUUCCAGUUUUUGUAAAAUUCACAUCUAUAAGGUAGCACUGAUGACCAAGAUUUUCUUUUCCCUUUUUUAGCUGACUUCAUUUAAUAGACAUAAGAAAAUCAAGGUUGCGUAUUUAAUGUGUUUUUUUAACUGAAGAGACCACGUCAGAUCAGAUACUGUGUGAAUGUACAGUCAAUACGUGGGCCUCUGCAUGUGUGACAGUGUGAUUUAAAGGCCAGUCUUGGAAUACUAUAAAAGACGAAAGAACACCUUUGAUUGGAAAAAAGCAAUAUGUAAAAUCUAUAUUAAAGAGACUUUUGGGGGGGGGGGGUGAAUGAGAACCUAGGCUGUAAAAUAAGCGGUAAAGGCACAAAUUACCCAGGCACUGAGGGCGUAAGAGAAGAUGUUCUUUUCCCAUGGGAUAAAUGCACCAUGUUCAUAUAUUCAGUGAGAUUGGCAACCAUCUUAGUCGGUGAACGUUCUGGUGGUUGAAUUCAAAGGAAGUCCCAGUCAGUUUCUGAAAUGGGGUACUUGUCUUUUGUUGUAGCCCCCCCUCCGCGGCAUAUGCGAACUGUGUUUUGUCAGUGUUUUGAAGGAACACUUUAUACCUCAGGUGGACUGCCGUGCACGCACAAGUGAAUCAAUAAAAAGCAUUAAAGGAAUUUCAAAGCUCACACUCCGAGGCACAAGCAAAAACACACUGGCACGUAUACGCACAUACACAAGACACACGCGCCUACAAAGAUGUCAAAGAUGUCAUUUUAACUGCAGUCUAUUUAUCUUACAGAGAGAUCAGAAAGAAACCUCUUUCUCUUCAUUUGUUUAAUGAAAGGUGACUUUACUAUUUUUCAGCCUCAUGUUUCAUAACACUGAGUAGUGUCUGGUUGACGGAGAGGUUAAACGAAUAUGAGGUUAAAAAGUAGCGAACUUUAUCUUUGAAAAUGCACAUAGGAAAGCUAUUUUAUAAUACUUAUAAUACCCCCAUAGAGGAGAUGUGUAAUAUGUGGUGUAGACAGAUAUGUUGUAUUAGAGAGCUAUAGAUGAACAAUCUGAAAUAGGGUUUCCAAAAACUGUUAUUCAUAAGUGAAUGAAUGUAGUAAAAUGUCGGUAACACUUUAUUUUGAGUCCCAAAAUUGUGUCUGUUGACCCUCUUCAGAUUAUCUACCUACUAAACCUUCUAAACUUAACCUUUACAAGCAGCUGCUUAUCGACAGAUAGCUCGUUGAGCGUUUGUUGAUAGUAUGACUAUCUAUAGAACAUCUACAGAUGGAAAAUUGGGAAAAAUGAAGUGUAACCAAAAUGCCUGCAGGAUUCAGAGAGUAAUAAGUCGUCUUGCUCGACUGUGGAAUGUCCGAUAUGCUUUCCCCCCAAAGUUGCAUGCUGCUAAUCUUUUCUGCGAUGUAAUUUUAGAGUAAUGUAAAAUGGAUUAGCUUCUCAACACUGGUUUAUUCUUAAGACAUUUCAUUUUGCAUGAUGAACUCUCUUUUCUCUGAUGUGUCAUCAUUCAUGUGAAUUCCAAACCACUUUUUGUCUCCUCAUGUUGACCACUGAUCCUUUUUGUGAGAGGUCCAAAGUCUCAUUCUGACACAAAUGUUUAUAGUUACAUUACUGCGUCACCAAGUAGCAGUUCCAUGGGAUCCCCUGCAAUUGACAUCUCAGUUUCAAUGCAUAUUUAAUACUGAUUGACUGAA